GACCGUCCUCGGAGUCGGCCGGCUCCCGCCCCGCCCCCCGUUCUUGCUGCCCCCUCCCCGGUCGCGCGCGCGCGCGCGCGGAGCGGGGGCCUGUUUCUCGCUCCUCCCGAGUUGCGGCCGCCGCCGCCGCCGCCGCCGUCGUCGCCGCCGCCGCCGCUGCUGCUCCUCCUCUCUCAAUCUCGGGUUUCCCAGGCGCUGCCGCCGCCGCUACCUCUGCGGUCUGAGGAGGAGGAUGUGAAGAUGGCGGAGCUGCAGAUGCUGCUGGAGGAGGAAAUCCCGGGGGGCCGCCGGGCCCUCUUCGACAGUUACACGAACCUGGAACGGGUGGCAGAUUACUGCGAGAACAACUACAUCCAGUCAACAGAUAAGCAGAGAGCCCUUGAAGAAACCAAAGCCUACACCACCCAGUCCUUAGCAAGUGUUGCCUAUCUGAUAAAUACUUUGGCCAACAAUGUUCUGCAAAUGCUGGAUAUCCAGGCAUCACAGCUUCGGAGGAUGGAAUCUUCAAUCAAUCAUAUUUCACAAACUGUUGAUAUUCAUAAGGAGAAAGUUGCAAGAAGAGAAAUUGGUAUCUUGACUACCAAUAAAAACACUUCAAGGACACAUAAGAUUAUUGCUCCAGCCAACCUUGAAAGACCAGUUCGUUAUAUUAGAAAACCUAUUGACUAUACGAUUCUAGAUGAUAUUGGACAUGGAGUAAAGUGGUUGCUUAGAUUUAAGGUGAGUACCCAGAAUAUGAAGAUGGGUGGGCUGCCUCGUACAACACCUCCAACUCAGAAACCCCCCAGCCCCCCAAUGUCAGGGAAAGGGACACUUGGGCGGCACUCCCCCUAUCGCACACUGGAGCCAGUGCGUCCUCCAGUGGUACCAAAUGAUUACGUACCUAGCCCAACCCGUAAUAUGGCUCCCUCGCAGCAGAGCCCUGUGAGGACAGCUUCUGUGAAUCAAAGAAAUCGAACUUACAGCAGCAGUGGGAGUAGUGGAGGAAGCCACCCAAGUAGUCGGAGCAGCAGUCGGGAGAACAGUGGAAGUGGGAGUGUGGGCGUUCCCAUUGCUGUUCCUACUCCCUCUCCUCCCAGUGUUUUUCCAGCCCCUGCUGGCUCUGCUGGUACUCCUCCCCUUCCUGCUACUUCUGCAUCUGCCCCUGCCCCUCUUGUUCCUGCUUCUGUCCCUUCCUCCACUGCCCCAGAUGUUGCUGCGGGGGGUCCCCAGACCCUUGCUGAUGGCUUCACUUCUCCUACUCCCCCUGUUGUUUCUUCCGCUCCCCCUACAGGUCAUCCUGUUCAGUUCUACAGUAUGAAUAGACCUGUUGCUCGCCAUACUCCCCCAACAAUCGGGGGGUCUUUGCCCUAUAGACGCCCUCCAUCCAUAACUUCACAGACAAGUCUUCAGAACCAGAUGAACGGAGGGCCGUUUUAUAGCCAGAAUCCAGUAUCUCUUGCUCCUCCUCCUCCCUCCAUCCUACAGGUAACUCCCCAGUUACCAUUAAUGGGAUUUGUGGCCAGAGUCCAAGAAAAUAUUUCAGAUACACCACCUCCACCACCACCUGUGGAAGAACCAGUCUUUGAUGAAUCGCCCCCACCGCCACCACCCCCAGAAGAUUAUGAAGAGGAGGAGGCUGCUGUGGUUGAGUAUAGUGAUCCUUAUGCUGAAGAGGAUCCACCAUGGGCCCCACGAUCUUACUUGGAAAAGGUUGUGGCAAUUUAUGAUUAUACAAAAGACAAGGAAGAUGAGCUGUCAUUUCAGGAAGGCGCCAUUAUUUAUGUCAUUAAGAAGAAUGACGAUGGUUGGUAUGAGGGAGUUAUGAAUGGAGUGACUGGGCUCUUUCCUGGGAAUUAUGUUGAAUCCAUCAUGCAUUAUUCUGAGUAAAGCUCUCAGCUGGGUUGUUUCCCUGGGUUGUUUUCCUAGAGCAAAAGGCCCUGGAGAUUUCCCUCCAGUGAAAUGAAUGAAGGACAGUGAUAAAAACUACUUAGUUUUGUUUAUCCCCCAGUAUUAAACAAACAAACAAAAAAAGCAAGCUGAAUUAAAAUAAAUGGAUCUUGCUGCCAUCAUCUGUACUAUGCUGAGCUGUCUGGAUUGAAAUAAAGUGACCAUUUUUGGACAUGUCAGAGCUAUCACAGCAUAACUAUGUAAAAAUAAACCAGGUUAAGACUAAUUCAGAAAAACAUCUGGGAUCUUUCUCAGGAAUACUGUGUAUCCUAAGGAAUUCUCCUCCUGCAGACUCUGUGGCAUUGGAUAUUCUUCGGUGCCUGUGCUGAGGGAUAGCCUCAUGGUCAAGUGUGUACCCUAGCCCCAAUUUCGUCCGCUGUAUGAGGAGUGAACCGAUAUUUCAAUAUUAUACCUAACCAUUUUUAGAAUUGUUUCAGAUGGCUUCUUUCCUCUUUAGCACUAUAAAACUGCAUUCUGUCAGCACUUGGGUACACCACAUGAGUUAAUGCUGAACUGACUUGCAUCCCUUCAUGUUUCUCAAUUUGUAGUAUAAGGUUGAUGAAAUUCGAGUUUCCACACAUUCUGAGGGUGAUCAUUUUUAAUGUGCUCUGCUGCAUGAAUCUGCAUUGCCACUCGUGGCCAUCGUGCCCAGGUGUGAAGAGCAGUAGGCUAGCUCAUCUGCUUCAGCAGGCAUGCGAAACUAGACAGGAAUGUUCCUAAGGUUCUCAAGAGACUGAGCUGUAGAAAUAUACCACAGCUCAGUUGGUGUCCUGAACCCUUGUCAUAGGUGCUGUUCUGAGGAGGUCAGACUAUUUAAUUUUUUUUUUUCAUUUUAAAACAUUCUUUUUUGGGAAAAAUUUCACAAUGUCUUUUGUCACUUGGAAUAGGAGGCUUGUUACUGUGCUUUCUGAACAUUUAAAUGGCCAGUGUUAGCUGCUGCUGCAUUGUUUACUCAGUUCUGGAACAGAAUUCUCCUAAUUUUGUGUAAUUGGCCUCUGAAGGAGCUGCUCUUGGUAGAAAUUUGUAUCUAAAGAAUAAUGUAAUGGAACAAAUGGGAUAAAGCCAAAUACUUAUCUAACCAUAUAAAAGAUAAAACGUUGAGGGAAAUGACAGUAGUUUUCUAUUUGUGCAUUAUAGUUUCAGUUUCAAUGGAGUUUGUUAGGAAAAUUGGCUUUAAUCAUCUCAGUAGUCAGCAUAAUAUUAAAUUCCAGAAGGGUCAGCAGAUGAUGCUGCAGUGAGGAUCCAACUCAUGAUCUUUCAAGUCCUAGUCUACUCAGGGAGAGAGAGGCCUGGAGAGGUAGUGCAGGAGUAAAGGCACUUUCUUGUGUGCGAUAGACCCUGGUUUGAAUAUCACUGCGAGGUACUUGGUCUGACCCAAUUCCCCCGAGUAGUGAACAUGAUGGUGCAGUUAGAGGAACUUGAUUGAGAAAAGAACUAGUAGUGUCUGAGGGACUCAGAUGGUACAGACAACAUGUUACCAUUCACUUGUGACUGUUAGCAGAGCACAAAACUUCACCAUUGAGUGCAACCCAGAUACAGAGUUCCUUUAUCAGGAUUUUUGUUAUUGUUAUAAAGUUACAUGUUUCUUGGUUAUUUUUCACACACAUUGCAAGUUGUUUUACUUUUUAGAUUUCAACACUUUUUAGUUUAGUUUUCAUCCACUUGUUCAGUACAUGUUCUGCUGCUUUUGUUAGGUCAUCUGGAACUCAUACAUUACUGUUUUCCUUCAGAGUAAUGGCCCUGGAUGUUCUGAACCUAGACCUUACUUGGAUAGUUUGUUUUUCUUAGUAUAUCACUAGGGAAAAUGUUUUGAAGUAAGGCAUUCUGAUACUUUGUUUCAUUUAAAAAAUUUAAUGGACUAUUAUAGUUGGAAAUCCAACAUAAUUCCCACAGCUCACCCUCCUAACAGAGAAGACAACUGUGCAAAAUGUAGGUAGCAGUCAGCUUGUUGGACCCCUGUGGGAUGGGGAAAUUCAGAAAACACUGGUGAAGGCCUUAACACCUGCAGCAAGGGGGGAACCCAGGGUCAGCCAAUUUGGGUGUGCAUAAUUUGUUACAAAAACACCUACUGGGUUUUCUGCAUAUUUUACAUUUUUGUACAGUUUUUAAUUCUGUAUGAUGUCUUGGAAGGAUACUGUGUAAUAAUGAUGGGCCAGGCCUAUAGUAAUUGGAGACUUUUAAUGUAUGUAAUAUUUCAUAGAUUGCAUGCUAUUAAUAGUCUGUGAGGGUAGUAUUUUCAUGUUUUAUUGUAAGUUUACCCCAUUUUUGUUAACUAAAUGUGACUGGAAGUAGAAAUUCCAAAAGAAUGCAGAAAUCUUACACGCUACAUAAUAGUAUGGCAAAGAAAUUAAAGUCAAAAUCUGCUGACUAGUAAGCAACAAUUUUAUCAGGAUAUAGAGAAUGUAAAGGGCAAGGAGGUCUUUUUUCUUUCAAGUAUUUAGGGUAUUUUUGGACUUGUGUCCAGUCCCUUUUGACUUUUGACAAAAGUUCGAUUUUGAGGUUUUUUUUUUUUUUUUUUAUAACUAGGAAGGCUAUGGGUACUUGAAUUAAAAUGUCAUUGACCUAUGGCCAAGGCAGUAAAAAGGGGAAAAAGUGUCAAAUUCUAACCAAGGAAUUCAGUCUGUUUGAAAUAAACAUGAAUUUUUAAGAGCGCUCUUUUCCACUAUUUCCCAUCCUUUGGCUACUUGCUUUCUCUCUCCCUCAAAGGCAUCUGCUUUUCCUACCCGAGUGUUAGCAAGGGCCUGCUGUUUGCUGUAUUAGGUAAGAUAUUUUCAUUCUUACCUUUCUUUCCCCCUCUUGCUAUUAUUACCACAUUAGAAUUUUUAAAUGCAUCUUUAAGAGAUGUUUGUAGUGUAGGUUGCCCCAGAGCAAUCUUAUUUUAAUUCAUUUUUUUCUGGGGUGGAGAGAUAGUGCAGGGUAAGGCACUUACCUUGCACAUAGCUGACGCGGGUUCAGAUCCCUGGCAGUGCAUAUGCUGCUCCGAAUACCACAAGGAGUCACACCAAGCACAGAGCCAGGAAUUACCCUUGAGCAAUCCCAGGUGUGGCCCAAACUGUGCUGCUGCCCCUCCCCCUCAAAAAAGAGGGGGGGUUGGUUUUUCUGUUUGAGCACAUCAAAAUGAUAAGCUCACCUUGACCUUUUGGUGUUCAUUUUCUCUUAGCAGGUGACCUUUGUGCAUUAGAAACUGUUAUUUAUUACCAUUUCUUGGUGGAGAGAGCAUGGCAUGUUCUGAAGUCCACCUUGGUCCCUUUGUGAUCAAAGAGGGUUUGAUGGGGACCUGAAGCAGUUCCCAUUUAUUUAAUUCUGAGUUUCUUUAGCCAGCAAUUCCUGAUUGUGUGAAAUGGUUUCCCUUACUUGAUUUACUAGAAUUUUAAAGAUAGAAGGCAUUUUUUUAGAAAUUUUAGUUCAGGGCCAGAGAGAUAGCUCAGUUGAUUGAGCAUAUGCAGGACUGGUUCAAUACCUGGCACCACAUGAGUACCACUGGAUGUAGGCCCAAAAGAAAACAAAGUGUUUUUACUUCAGUCUCAUUUCACUGGUAAAAGAUGUUUUGUUUCAGAUAGCAGCUACUUAAUAGUGGUGUUCUGACUGAGCACCACACUGUAUACCCUUUCUUCAGCUGUCUUAACUGAAUGUGCUAUGUGAAUAAAGAAUUCUAUUUGAUGUCUUCAGGAUGUCUUCAGGAUACUUGAAAAGAGGUGCCAUAUUCUGAUAUGUACAAGAGUAUUCAGACUUUAAAGGAGUGUAUUAAGUGCAACCUUAGUGAAAACAAAAAAAAUUUAAACCAUUAUAAACCCACAACCAAUACAGGUGGUCUUUUCCAUAAGGUGUAUGAAGCAAAAACAUGUGAUAUUCUUUCAGCACUGGUAUAAGCACAGCAUCAGCCUUAUUUGAGAGAGCCUUAUAAAACAGGUCUUAAACAGAAGCAUCAUUGUGCUCAUUCAUUAAGUUUUUCAUUUAUGCUGAUCUUUGUUCCUAUCUCUUAAGAAUCUCAUUCUUAUAAAAAGUAAAUUGACAAAUGAAAUGACAGGGCCUAGCUGUGUAUAAAUGAUCCUUGCUAAAUAUCUUGGUUCUUUUGUAAAAAAAGAAAACAAAAAAACAAAAAGCUUAUUUUCACAUUAUAAUGGAAAUGUUUUUUGCAACUUCAGAAUUCUAUGGAAAAGCAGUUUUUAUCAUGUUUUGUGUCCAUGCAUCUUUUUUCUUAACAAAAUGGUUUACAAAAAAAUAAUAAACAGUUGUGAUCUGGCCAGUUGUACUUUCAGCUCCCAAAAGAGGGAGGGUUAGUGCUACAAGUCAAAUAAAAACCAUUCAGAAAACUUGAGGGAGCAGUUCAUUGCCAGUAAUGUUACUUGUGUGUGCCAUUAAACAACCUCCAGAUGAGUGGGGGGAGCAUCCACUUUUCAAUUUUAAUUUUGAAAUUGUAUUUGGAAUUGUUGCAGUGUACUAAGAACUUGACCUAAAUAAAACUUCACAAAAAUC
Messenger RNA from Sorex araneus (European shrew), 6405 nucleotides. RefSeq names its product abl interactor 2 (gene ABI2). The coding region runs from base 241 to 1869 and encodes 542 amino acids. The record is from RefSeq and is a predicted model, not a curated record. Gene Ontology annotation, molecular function: SH3 domain binding. Gene Ontology annotation, cellular component: lamellipodium. The transcript is spliced from 12 exons. Lineage: Eukaryota; Metazoa; Chordata; Mammalia; Eulipotyphla; Soricidae.